This is a messenger RNA of Cinara cedri, 1667 nucleotides long. NCBI's taxonomy places the organism in Eukaryota, Metazoa, Arthropoda, Insecta, Hemiptera, Aphididae. The record is from the annotation of a GenBank genome assembly.
CAACGCUGGUCGCCGUCGUGUUCGCGCGAGCCCUUCGAAAUUAAUUUCAAAAAAAAAACCGUGUCGCGCCGCGUUCGACUGUUCAACGCGUUAUUAUUACGCUCACCGACCGCGAUGGACAGCGCUCGUACGCCACCGGUCACCGCGGUCACGUCCUGUUCCACCAAGAAGACCAUGUCCCGGUCGUUUCUGAUCGAUUCUCUUAUUGGCGGCAUCAAUCGGCCCGCCGUAUCGGCCGCCGCCGCCGCCGCCGCCGCCGCGGCUGUACCGUAUCACCCGCAGCUCAGCGAGUACAUUCAGUUCCUGAACCGGACGGCGGCCGCGGCCGCGGCGUACGGAUACCAGUCGCCGGCGUCCGUCGCUUUCCCGUCCGCAGCCGCGACCGUUGCCGGGCCGCGAUAUUUCGGUUAUCCCAUGGGCGAUGGCGGCGACGUAGCCGGGUACGGCAAAUACCAUCCCAGACCGGAAUCCACGACGGUCGUCAAACCCGUCGCCGUGGUGGCCACCGGACCGGGCCAGAGGAACAAACACCACGGCAGGAACCCGGCGAAAAAGAGGACCGCGGACGAGAUGACUUCCUACGAACCCGUCGGUAAGCCGAGUCUUUUUCCAUUACCGAAAAGCGAAAAAUCGAAUACGUACGCUCGUGUAAUUUUAAUAUGCCCUCGGAAAAGUCCGGAAUUCGGCGGUGAAUAUGAAUUCAAAUUUCAAUAAAACUAUAAAUUUACAAACGAAACCGGUAAAUAUUUUCGUAUCCCGACCAACGUUCGAAAUUUAAAAUUCAAAACUGUUUAGAAAUUAUUCUGGGAAUUUAGAAAAAACAGGUUGCGAACAACGUGUCGCCGGGCCUUUUUCGGGGCAAAGGUGCAUGUGAGCGUUUCGGAGAAUUUCUAUUUACUUUUCGAUUAUAUCACGUUUUAUAAGUAAUUCCGAUUGUCCCGCUUUUUUUUUUUUUUUUGUUUUUGAUUUCGAAAAACAAUAAAGUUUUCCUUUUUUAUAUCCUGUCCGUAUGGAUAAGUUUUAUUUUUAUUGAUAAAAAAAUCUCUUCGACAAAUCACGGAGUCGAAGAAAUCCAAUUUUUAACAACAGACUCAAAAAGAGACGGCCGGACGGUCGGCCUUUCGUUAUUUUCGAUCCACGAAUUUUCGAUUUAUCCGGACGAUAAAAUAAAAAUAUCGGGACGAUAAAAAUGACAGGCGCUUUAUCGUUUCUCUUUUGCAGAUCACGUGGUCGGCUCGGGAGCGGACCCUUUGCGGGACAACGGCGAGAGCGACACGGACUCCGGGAGCUCGAAGAGAAUUCGGACGGCGUUCACCAGCAACCAGCUGCUGGAACUGGAGCGCGAGUUCGCCAACAACAUGUACCUGUCGCGGCUGCGGCGCAUCGAGAUCGCCAACUGUCUGCGGCUGUCCGAGAAACAGGUGAAGAUCUGGUUCCAGAACAGGCGCGUCAAGCACAAGAAGGAAGACGGCCCGGGGUCGGGCGGCGUCAACAGCAAGCAGUCGCCGUCGCCGUCGGCGUCGCUGGCCGGCGCCGCCGCGUGCUGCAACUGUCCGAAAUCGCGUCAUCGGUCACCCGGGCCCGACGGCGGCGCGUUCGGUUGCCGAACGGACGCCGGGGACGCCGACGACCGGUGCCUAGCGGUGUACAGGGCCGACGCGGAUUGA